Coccinella septempunctata (seven-spotted ladybird) is the source of this 899-nucleotide messenger RNA. RefSeq names its product glutathione S-transferase 1-like. Gene Ontology annotation, molecular function: glutathione transferase activity. Gene Ontology annotation, biological process: glutathione metabolic process. The record is from RefSeq and is a predicted model, not a curated record. The coding region runs from base 188 to 832 and encodes 214 amino acids. The transcript is spliced from 3 exons. NCBI's taxonomy places the organism in Eukaryota, Metazoa, Arthropoda, Insecta, Coleoptera, Coccinellidae.
CCAUUCUCUCGUUCGAAAUAACAACCACCACCCCGUCGGUUACCCUCAAAUACCUGGCGAUCACGUAAACUCUCCACCUUCCCUAAAUUAUAAAAAUCUAUCGAUCGACCCAGUUCCAUCGCCAUACGUGUCUUAGUAUCAAGCCAGCCGAGUUGUCAGCAACAUUCCCAUCCGAAACCGCUCCCAAAUGGCUCCGAAACUCUAUGUCAUGCCUGCCAGCCCCCCAUGCAGGGCUGUGAUGAUGCUGGCCAAGGAGAUCGAGCUAGAGGUGGAGAUUGAGGAAGUGGAUAGGAAUCAGCUGAAGACCCCGGAGAUGCUAGAGUUGAAUCCUGAGCAUACAGUUCCCAUUCUGGUUGACGAUGACUUCGUCCUAUGGGAAAGCCAUGCAAUCAUGCCAUACCUUGUGGGAAAAUAUAGCGAUAAAGAGUCCCUCUACCCCAAGGAUGACCUUCAGAAAACUGCCAUUAUAAACCAAAGAAUGCAUUUCGAAUCUGGAGUCCUCUUUCAGAGAUCUACUACAGCCAUUGCUCCACUGUUCCAAGGGAUAGGGGAUAUAAGUGACGACGACCGCGAUAAGAUCAUAGAAGCUUUCGGUUACAUCGAGAACUACCUGGAGAAAACGCCAUAUGUCGCCGGGGAGGAAAUGACAGUGGCAGAUCUGAGCAUACUGUCAACUGUCGCAUCCAUAGAACUCGUGAUACCCGUGGAAGAGGACAGAUUCCCCAACCUAUCAAGUUGGCUGAAGAGUGGAAAGGAGCUCACCUAUUUCGAGGAGUGCAACUCUAAGGGUUUGGCUGAGCUCAAGGAUUUGAUCGACGCUGCAUCUGCAUAAAAACGUUUUUCUUGAUUAUCAUGCGCACACCGUUUUUCAUUGGAUGAAGUAAAGUGUUUAGAUUGAA